AUGCAGACCGCAGUUUUUGUUGGACUUCUCCAUGCCCUAUUUGACGCCUUCAUCGGGUUUAUCUAUGCCAAUGUGCCGCCUUUCCGCAGGCGUUGGGGUGUUACGCAAAUGCCAGACUUAUCAGGACGGGUCGUGAUAGUCACAGGUGGCAACGUAGGUAUCGGCUUUGCUACUUGCCUAGAACUGGUUCGUCGAGGAGCAAAGGUCUAUCUGGCAUCCAGAACAGAAUCGCGGGCAAAGACAGCCAUCCAAAAAAUCAAGCAACUCGUGCCCGAUGCACAACUUGAGUUUAUCCACUUUGACCUGACGAUCUUAUCUUCUGCAAAAGCUGCAGCGGAGGAAUUCAAGAGGAAAGAGUCCCGCCUUGAUAUACUCAUCAACAACGCCGCAGUAAUGGGGACUAGAUACGAGCUCAGUCCAGAUGGUAUCGAGGUACAAGCUUGCAACGCAACUGGCCAUUUUGCUCUGACCUCUCACCUCUUACCGAUCCUCAGGAAAACGGCUUCAUCAAUCUCGGGCUCUCAUGUCCGGAUCAUUAACGUUGCUAGCAUAGGUCACAUAACCGCGACUGAUCCCGACCUAUCUAGUCUUCAGGGAAUUAAUCGGCCAAACGAUUGGCCUAUGAGUAGAUAUACUCAUAGCAAGUUAAAUAAUAUCUUGUUUACCAAUGAACUCCAGAAAAGGCUCUCCGAUACAAACAUAUAUUGCCUGUCGGUGCACCCAGGUUUGGUUGCCUCUCAAAUCACCAGAAGCGUCAUGGGCCAAUCAAUUACAGAUUGGUUUGCGGAUUUUGCUACCUACAUCGUUUCGAGCCCAUAUGACGGAGCACUAACUCAAUUAUACGCGGCCACCUCUCCUGAGAUUGAAAGCAAGAGGCUCAGGGCGGCUUACUUGGUGCCGUACGGUCAAGUGGGUCGUAAGAGUCUUCUUGCUCAGGAUCAUGAUGGGAAAAUGGGUCAACAGUUUUGGGACUUGUGUGAAAAAUUGAUGCAAGAAGCUGAGAACAAGUAG
Molecule: messenger RNA, 1011 nt
Organism: Puccinia triticina
Lineage: Eukaryota; Fungi; Basidiomycota; Pucciniomycetes; Pucciniales; Pucciniaceae
Exons: 10
Coding region: 1-1011 (336 amino acids)
Source: RefSeq, a predicted model, not a curated record